Messenger RNA from Pan troglodytes (chimpanzee), 12343 nucleotides. It is a transcript of the gene ADAMTSL3, whose product is annotated as ADAMTS like 3. Gene Ontology annotation, cellular component: extracellular matrix. The coding region runs from base 218 to 5254 and encodes 1678 amino acids. Gene Ontology annotation, molecular function: metalloendopeptidase activity. Gene Ontology annotation, biological process: proteolysis; extracellular matrix organization. NCBI's taxonomy places the organism in Eukaryota, Metazoa, Chordata, Mammalia, Primates, Hominidae. The transcript is spliced from 30 exons. The record is from RefSeq and is a predicted model, not a curated record.
CCAUUUAACUUCGCGGCGGCGGCGGCGACUGCGGCGCCGCGGGCUGGAGGCCGGCGUCGGGGAAGGUCCUGGUGCCGGAUUCCGCACGAGGUGUUGACGGGCGGCUUCUGCCAACUUCUCCCCAGCGCGCGCCGAGCCCGCGCGGCCCCGGGGCUGCACGUCCCAGAUACUUCUGCGGCGCAAGGCUACAACUGAGACCCGGAGGAGACCAGACCCCAUGGCUUCCUGGACGAGCCCCUGGUGGGUGCUGAUAGGGAUGGUCUUCAUGCACUCUACCCUCCUGCAGACCACAGCUGAGAAAUCUCCCGGAGCCUAUUUCCUUCCUGAGUUUGCACUCUCUCCUCAGGGAAGUUUUCUGGAAGACACAACAGGGGAGCAGUUCCUCACUUAUCGCUAUGAUGACCAGACCUCAAGAAACACUCGUUCAGAUGAAGACAAAGAUGGCAACUGGGAUGCUUGGGGUGACUGGAGUGACUGCUCCCGGACCUGUGGGGGAGGAGCAUCAUAUUCUCUGCGGAGAUGUUUGACUGGAAGGAAUUGUGAAGGGCAGAACAUUCGAUACAAGACAUGCAGCAAUCAUGACUGCCCUCCAGAUGCAGAAGAUUUCAGAGCCCAGCAGUGCUCAGCCUACAAUGAUGUCCAGUAUCAGGGGCGUUACUAUGAAUGGCUUCCACGAUAUAAUGAUCCUGCUGCCCCGUGUGCACUCAAGUGUCAUGCACAAGGACAAAACUUGGUGGUGGAGCUGGCACCUAAGGUACUGGAUGGAACUCGUUGCAACACGGACUCCUUGGACAUGUGUAUCAGUGGCAUCUGUCAGGCAGUGGGCUGCGAUCGGCAACUGGGAAGCAAUGCCAAGGAGGACAACUGUGGAGUCUGUGCCGGCGAUGGCUCCACCUGCAGGCUUGUACGGGGACAAUCGAAGUCACACGUUUCUCCUGAAAAGAGAGAAGAAAAUGUAAUUGCUGUUCCUUUGGGAAGUCGAAGUGUGAGAAUUACAGUGAAAGGACCUGCCCACCUCUUUAUUGAAUCAAAAACACUUCAAGGAAGCAAAGGAGAACACAGCUUUAACAGCCCCGGCGUCUUUGUCAUAGAAAACACAACAGUGGAAUUUCAGAGGGGCUCCGAGAGGCAAACUUUUAAGAUUUCAGGACCUCUGAUGGCUGAUUUCAUCUUCAAGACCAGGUACACUGCAGCCAAAGACAGCGUGGUUCAGUUCUUCUUUUACCAGCCCAUCAGUCAUCAGUGGAGACAAACUGACUUCUUUCCCUGCACUGUGACGUGUGGAGGAGGUUAUCAGCUCAAUUCUGCUGAAUGUGUGGAUAUCCGCUUGAAGAGGGUAGUUCCUGACCAUUAUUGUCACUACUACCCUGAAAAUGUAAAACCAAAACCAAAACUGAAGGAAUGCAGCAUGGAUCCCUGCCCAUCAAGUGAUGGAUUUAAAGAGAUAAUGCCCUAUGACCACUUCCAACCUCUUCCUCGCUGGGAACAUAAUCCUUGGACUGCAUGUUCCGUGUCCUGUGGAGGAGGGAUUCAGAGACGGAGCUUUGUGUGUGUAGAGGAAUCCAUGCAUGGAGAGAUAUUGCAGGUGGAAGAAUGGAAGUGCAUGUACGCACCCAAACCCAAGGUUAUGCAAACUUGUAAUCUGUUUGAUUGCCCCAAGUGGAUUGCCAUGGAGUGGUCUCAGUGCACAGUGACUUGUGGCCGAGGGUUACGGUACCGGGUUGUUCUGUGUAUUAACCACCGCGGAGAGCAUGUUGGGGGCUGCAAUCCACAACUGAAGUUACACAUCAAAGAAGAAUGUGUCAUUCCCAUCCCGUGUUAUAAACCAAAAGAAAAAAGUCCAGUGGAAGCAAAAUUGCCUUGGCUGAAACAAGCACAAGAACUAGAAGAGACCAGAAUAGCAACAGAAGAACCAACGUUCAUUCCAGAACCCUGGUCAGCCUGCAGUACCACGUGUGGGCCGGGUGUGCAGGUCCGCGAGGUGAAGUGCCGUGUGCUCCUCACAUUCACGCAGACUGAGACUGAACUGCCCGAGGAAGAGUGUGAAGGCCCCAAGCUGCCCACCGAACGGCCCUGCCUCCUGGAAGCAUGUGAUGAGAGCCCGGCCUCCCAAGAGCUAGACGUCCCUCUCCCUGAGGACAGUGAGACGACUUACGACUGGGAGUACGCUGGGUUCACCCCUUGCACAGCAACAUGCUUGGGAGGCCAUCAAGAGGCCAUAGCAGUGUGUUUACACAUCCAGACCCAGCAGACAGUCAAUGACAGCUUGUGUGAUAUGGUCCACCGUCCUCCGGCUAUGAGCCAGGCCUGUAACACAGAGCCCUGUCCCCCCAGGUGGCAUGUGGGCUCUUGGGGGCCCUGCUCAGCUACCUGUGGAGUUGGAAUUCAGACCCGAGAUGUGUACUGCCUGCACCCAGGGGAGACCCCUGCCCCUCCUGAGGAGUGCCGAGAUGAAAAGCCCCAUGCUUUACAAGCAUGCAAUCAGUUUGACUGCCCUCCUGGCUGGCACAUUGAAGAAUGGCAGCAGUGUUCCAGGACUUGUGGCGGGGGAACUCAGAAUAGAAGAGUCACCUGUCGGCAGCUGCUAACGGAUGGCAGCUUUUUGAAUCUCUCAGAUGAAUUGUGCCAAGGACCCAAGGCAUCGUCUCACAAGUCCUGUGCCAGGACAGACUGUCCUCCACAUUUAGCUGUGGGAGACUGGUCGAAGUGUUCUGUCAGUUGUGGUGUUGGAAUCCAGAGAAGAAAGCAGGUGUGUCAAAGGCUGACAGCCAAAGGUCGGCGCGUCCCCCUCAGUGAGAUGAUGUGCAGGGAUCUACCAGGGCUCCCUCUUGUAAGAUCUUGCCAGAUGCCUGAGUGCAGUAAAAUCAAAUCAGAGAUGAAGACAAAACUUGGUGAGCAGGGUCCGCAGAUCCUCAGUGUCCAGAGAGUCUACAUUCAGACAAGGGAAGAGAAGCGUAUUAACCUGACCAUUGGUAGCAGAGCCUAUUUGCUGCCCAACGCAUCCGUGAUUAUUAAGUGCCCAGUGCGACGAUUCCAGAAAUCUCUGAUCCAGUGGGAGAAGGAUGGCCGUUGCCUGCAGAACUCCAAACGGCUUGGCAUCACCAAGUCAGGCUCACUAAAAAUCCACGGUCUUGCUGCCCCCGACAUCGGCGUGUACCGGUGCAUUGCAGGCUCUGCACAGGAAACAGUUGUGCUCAAGCUCAUUGGUACUGACAACCGGCUCAUCGCACGCCCAGCCCUCAGGGAACCUAUGAGGGAAUAUCCUGGGAUGGACCACAGCGAAGCCAAUAGUUUGGGAGUCACAUGGCACAAAAUGAGGCAAAUGUGGAAUAACAAAAAUGACCUUUAUCUGGAUGAUGACCACAUUAGUAACCAGCCUUUCUUGAGAGCUCUGUUAGGCCACUGCAGCAAUUCUGCAGGAAGCACCAACUCCUGGGAGUUGAAGAAUAAGCAGUUUGAAGCAGCAGUUAAACAAGGAGCAUAUAGCAUGGAUACAGCCCAGUUUGAUGAGCUGAUAAGAAACAUGAGUCAGCUCAUGGAAACCGGAGAGGUCAGCGAUGAUCUUGCGUCCCAGCUGAUAUAUCAGCUGGUGGCCGAAUUAGCCAAGGCACAGCCAACACACAUGCAGUGGCGGGGCAUCCAGGAAGAGACACCUCCUGCUGCUCAGCUCAGAGGGGAAACAGGGAGUGUGUCCCAAAGCUCGCAUGCAGAAAACUCAGGCAAGCUGACAUUCAAGCCGAAAGGACCUGUUCUCAUGAGGCAAAGCCAACCUCCCUCAAUUUCAUUUAAUAAAACAAUAAAUUCCAGGAUUGGAAAUACAGUAUACAUUACAAAAAGGACAGAGGUCAUCAAUAUACUGUGUGACCUUAUUACCCCCAGUGAGGCCACAUAUACAUGGACCAAGGAUGGAACCUUGUUACAGCCUUCAGUAAAAAUAAUUUUCGAUGGAACUGGGAAGAUACAGAUACAGAAUCCUACAAGGAAAGAACAAGGCAUAUAUGAAUGUUCUGUAGCUAAUCAUCUUGGUUCAGAUGUGGAAAGUUCUUCUGUGCUGUAUGCAGAGGCACCUGCCAUCUUGUCUGUUGAAAGAAAUAUCACCAAACCGGAGCACAACCAUCUGUCUGUUGUGGUUGGAGGCAUCGUGGAGGCAGCCCUUGGAGCAAACGUGACAAUCCGAUGUCCUGUAAAAGGUGUCCCUCAGCCUAAUAUAACUUGGUUGAAGAGAGGAGGAUCUCUGAGUGGCAAUUUUUCCUUGCUUUUCAAUGGAUCCCUGUUGUUGCAGAAUGUUUCCCUUGAAAAUGAAGGAACCUACGUCUGCACAGCCACCAAUGCUCUUGGAAAGGCAGUGGCAACAUCUGUACUCCACUUGCUGGAACGAAGAUGGCCAGAGAGUAGAAUCGUAUUUCUGCAAGGACAUAAAAAGUACGUUCUCCAGGCAACCAACACUAGAACCAACAGCAAUGACCCAACAGGAGAACCCCCGCCUCAAGAGCCUUUUUGGGAGCCUGGUAACUGGUCACAUUGUUCUGCCACCUGUGGUCAUUUGGGAGCCCGCAUUCAGAGACCCCAGUGUGUGAUGGCCAAUGGGCAGGAAGUGAGUGAGGCCCUGUGUGAUCACCUCCAGAAGCCACUGGCUGGGUUUGAGCCCUGUAACAUCCGGGACUGCCCAGCGAGGUGGUUCACAAGUGUGUGGUCACAGUGCUCUGUGUCUUGCGGUGAAGGAUACCACAGUCGGCAGGUGACGUGCAAGCGGACAAAAGUCAAUGGAACUGUGCAGGUGGUGUCUCCAAGAGCAUGUGCCCCUAAAGACCGGCCUCUGGGAAGAAAACCAUGUUUUGGUCAUCCAUGUGUUCAGUGGGAACCAGGGAACCAGUGUCCUGGACGUUGCAUGGGCCGUGCUGUGAGGAUGCAGCAGCGUCACACAGCUUGUCAACACAACAGCUCUGACUCCAACUGUGAUGACAGAAGGAGUUUUCACUUCAGACCCACCUUAAGAAGGAACUGCACAUCAGGGGCCUGUGAUGUGUGUUGGCACACAGGCCCUUGGAAGCCCUGUACAGCAGCCUGUGGCAGGGGUUUCCAGUCUCGGAAAGUCGACUGUAUCCACACAAGGAGUUGCAAACCUGUGGCCAAGAGACACUGUGUACAGAAAAAGAAACCAAUUUCCUGGCGGCACUGUCUUGGGCCCUCCUGUGAUAGUACGUACACCUCCCAGGAGACUGCACAGACACAACUCACUACUGUAUGUUUGUAAAACAUCUUAAUUUGUGUUCUCUAGACCGCUACAAACAAAGGUGCUGCCAGUCAUGUCAAGAGGGAUAAACCUUUGGAGGGGUCAUGAUGCUGCUGUGAAGAUAAAAGUAAAAUAUAAAAGCUCUUUUCCCCAUGUCGCUGACUCAAAAACAUGUAUUUCUUAAAAGACUAGAUUCUAUGGAUCAAACAGAGGUUGAUGCAAAAACACCACUGUUAAGAUGUAAAGUGAAAUUUUCCAAUGGUAGUUUUAUAUUCCAAUUUUUAAAAAUGAUGUAUUCAAGGAUGAACAAAAUACUAUAGCAUGCAUGCCACUGCACUUGGGACCUCAUCAUGUCAGUUGAAUCGAGAAAUCACCAAGAUUAUGAGUGCAUCCUCACGUGCUGCCUCUUUCCUGUGAUAUGUAGACUAGCACAGAGUGGUACAUCCUAAAAACUUGGGAAACACAGCAACCCAUGACUUCCUCUUCUCUCAAGUUGCAGGUUUUCAACAGUUUUAUAAGGUAUUUGCAUUUUAGAAGCUCUGGCCAGUAGUUGUUCAGAUGUUGGCAUUAAUGGCAUUUUCAUGGAUCCUUGGUUUAGUCUGUGAAAAAGAAACCAUCUCUCUGGAUAGGCUGUCACACUGACUGACCUAAGGGUUCAUGGAAGCAUGGCAUCUUGUCCUUGCUUUUAGAACACCCAUGGAAGAAAACACAGAGUAGAUAUUGCCGUCAUUUAUACAACUACAGAAAUUUAUCUAUGACCAAAUGAGGCAUCUUGGAAGUCAAAGAAGAGGGAAAGUUAACCUUUUCUACUGAUUUCGUAGUAUAUUCAGAGCUUUCUUUUAAAAGCUGUGAAUGAAACUUUUUCUAAGCACUAUUCUAUUGCACACAAACAGAAAACCAAAGCCUUAUUAGACCUAAUUUAUGCAUAAAGUAGUAUUCCUGAGAACUUUAUUUUGGAAAAUUUAUAAGAAAGUAAUCCAAAUAAGAAACAUGAUAGUUGAAAAUAAUUUUUAUAGUAAAUAAUUGUUUUGGGCUGAUUUUUCAGUAAAUCCAAAGUGACUUAGGUUAGAAGUUACACUAAGGACCAGGGGUUGGAAUCAGAAUUUAGUUUAAGAUUUGAGGAAAAGGGUAAGGGUUAGUUUCAGUUUUAGGAUUAGAGCUAGAAUUGGGUUAGGUGAGAAAGAAAGUUAAGGUUAAGGCUAGAGUUGUCUUUAAGGGUUAGGGUUAGGACCAGGUUAGGUCAGGGUUGGACUGGGUUUAGAUUGGGGCCAGUGCUGGUGUUAGUGAUAGUGUCAGGAUGGAGGUUAGGUUUGGAGUAAGCGUUGUUGCUGAAGUGAGUUCAGGCUAGCAUUAAAUUGUAAGUUCUGAAGCUGAUUUGGUUAUGGGGUCUUUCCCCUGUAUACUACCAGUUGUGUCUUUAGAUGGCACACAAGUCCAAAUAAGUGGUCAUCCUUCUUUAUUCAGGGUCUCAGCUGCCUGUACACCUGCUGCCUACAUCUUCUUGGCAACAAAGUUACCUGCCACAGGCUCUGCUGAGCCUAGUUCCUGGUCAGUAAUAACUGAACAGUGCAUUUUGGCUUUGGAUGUGUCUGUGGACAAGCUUGCUGAGUUUCUCUACCAUAUUCUGAGCACACGGUCUCUUUUGUUCUAACUUCAGCUUCACUGACACUGGGAUGAGCACUACUGUAUGUGGAGGGUUUGGUGAUUGGGAAUGGAUGGGGGACAGUGAGGAGGACACACCAGCCCAUUAGUUGUUAAUCAUCAAUCACAUCUGAUUGUUGAAGGUUAUUAAAUUAAAAGAAAGAUCAUUUGUAACAUACUCUUUGUAUAUAUUUAUUAUAUAAAAGGUGCAAUAUUUUAUUUUGUACAGUAUGUAAUAAAGACAUGGGACAUAUAUUUUUCUUAUUAACAAAAUUUCAUAUUAAACUGCUUCACUUUGUAUUUAAAGUUAAAAAUUACUAUUUUUCAUUUGCUAUUGUACUUUCAUUGUUGUCAUUCAAUUGACAUUCCUGUGUACUGUAUUUUACUACUGUUUUUAUAACAUGAGAGUUAAUGUUUCUGUUUCAUGAUCCUUAUGUAAUUCAGAAAUAAAUUUACUUUGAUUAUUCAGUGGCAUCCUUAUAAAUGUAGGCAGCUUAUGUGUGUUAUUUUUUGGUAGCCUUCGGUCUUGUCAUCGUGGCUGCCCCUUCAUCAGUCCAAGAGCCACCCCAGUGGGUUUGAUUCCCGGGACUGUCCUUCAGAGUGUGGAUUACAAGACUCAGAGCAGAUCUCACGAAGAUUCACUCUAAUGCCCUCAUUUUACUCAUUUACAUAUUGUGAAUCAUUUUUAAAAGAAUUUCAAGAGCAGCAGAAGAAAGAAGUCCCAAACAGACAACCUGAAACAGGUAUUGAAGUAAGUGGUAGUUGGAAGAGCAAGCGGUACUAAUAGCCUUUUAAUUUUUUAAAGACUUUUUUUAGAGCAGUUUUAAUUUCACGACAAAAUUGAUUGGAAGGUACAAAGAUUUCCCAUGUAUACCUCAUGUCCCAACACAUAUAUAACAUCCCCCAUUAUCAGCAUCCCCCACCAGAAUGGUACAUUUGUUACAAUUGAUGAACCUCCAUUGACACAUCAUCAUAGUCCAAAGUCCAUAGUUUACAAGAGCUGGGAUAAAUCCCACUUAGUCAUGGUGUAUAAUUCAUUUUAUAAAUUGUUAGAUUCAACUUGCUAAUGUUUGUUGAGUAUUUUUGCAUUUAUUUUCAUGAGAGAUUGAUCUGUAGUUUCCUUCCUUUUUCAUGAGAGAUUGGUCUGUAGCUCUCUCUCUCUCUCUCUCUCUCUCUUUCUUUCUUUCUUUCUGUCAGCAAGCCUCCCUCUAUUGCCCAGGCUGGAGUGCAGUGGUGCAAUCUCGGCUCACUGCAACCUCCAUCUCCUGGGUUCAAGCAUUUCUCCUGUCUCAGCCUCCUGAGUAGCUGGGAUUACAGGCCUGCGCCACCAAGCCGGCUAAUUUUUGUAUUUUUAGUAGAGAUGGGGUUUCACCAUAUUGGUCAGGCUGGUCUCAAACUCCUGACCUCAGGUGAUCCACCCACCUCUGCCUCCCAAAGUGCUGGGAUUACAGGCGUGAGCCACCAUGCCAGGCCAGUUUUCUUUUCUUGUAAUGUUUUGUCUGGGUUUGGUAUUAGGGUGAUACUGGCCUCAUAGAAUGAGUUAGGAAAUAUUAACUCUGCUUCUGUCCUCAAGAGAUUGUAGAGAAUUGCUAUUUCUUUCUUAAAUGUUUGGUAGAAUUAACCAGUGAACAUGUCUUGGCCUAGUGCUUUCUGGUUUUGAAGAUUAUCAAUUAUUGAUUCAAUUUAUUUAAUAGAAAUAAGCCUAUUUGGAUUGUCUGUUUCUUUUUGUGUGAGUUUUGGCACAUUGUUUCUUUGUAUGAAUUUUGACAGAUUGUGUCAAGGAAUUGGUCUAUUUCUUCUAGGUUAUAAAAUUGUAGGCAGAGUUCUUCAUGGUAUUCCUCUAUUAUCCUUUUAAUCCCCAUAGUAUUUGUAGUGAUGGCUCCUCUUUCAUUUCUCAUAUUAGUAAUUUGUAUCCUUUCUGGUUUUUUUUUUCUUAGCUUUGCUGGAGACUUACUGAAUUUAUGGAUUUUUUUCAAAGAAGCAGUGUUUAUUUCAUUUCAUUUCUUCUAUUGAUUCCUUGUUUUCAAUUUCAUUGAUUUCAGCUCUAAUUAUUUCUUUCUUUGUCUUACUUUGGAUUUAUUUUAUUUUAUUUAUUUAUUUAUUUAUUUAGGAGACAGAUUCUCAUUCUGUCACCCAGGCUGGAGGGCAGUGGUGUGAUCUUGGCUCACUGCAACCUUCUCCUCCCAGGUUCAAGCAAUUCUAGUGCCUCCACCUCCCAAGUAGCCAGGACUAUGGGUAUGCACCACCAAGCCUGGCUAACAUUUUGUAUUUUUAGUAGAGACAGGGUUUUGCCAUGUUGCGCAGGCUAGUCUUGAACUCCUGAGCUCAGGCAAUCUGCCCACCUCAGCCUCCCAAUUACAGGCAUGAGCCACCGUGCUUUACUUUGGUUUUUUUGAUUUUUUUUUUUUUUUUGAGAUGGAGUCUUGCCCUGUCACCCAGGCUGGAGUGCAGUGGCUCAAUCUCGGCUCACUGCAACCUCUGCCCCCUGGGUUCAAGCGAUUCUCCUGCCUCAGCCUUCUGAGUAGCUGGAACUACAAGCAUGCACCACCAUGCCCAGCUAAUUUUUGUAUUUUUAGUAGAGACAGGGUUUCAUCAUGUUGGUCAGGCUGCUCUCAAACAGCUGACCUCAUGUGAUCCACCCCACUCGGCCUCCCAAAGUGCGGGGAUUAUAAGCGUGAGCUACGGCACCUGACCUAUUUUGGAUUUAAUUUGCUCUUCUUUUCUAUUUUCUUCAGGUGUAAACUUAGAAUACUGAUUUAAGAUCUGUCUUCUUUCCUAAUAUAUGUAUUCAAUGCCUUAUAUUUCCCCAUAGCACUGUUUUUACUGUAUCCCACAAAUUUUGAUAAAUUGUGUUCCCAUUUUCAUUUGGUUCAAAAUAUUUUAAAAUUUCUCUUGAGAUUUUCUGAUCCACAUGUAACUUAGAAAUAUGUUGUUUAAUCUCCACAUAUUUUGAGAUUUUCCAGUUACCUUUCUGUUAUUGAUUUAUAAUUUAAUUCCACCAUGGCCUGAAAGCAGACAUUGUAUGAUUUCUAGUCUUUUAAAUGUGUUAAAGUGAAGAAGAGGGUGGAGUCAAGAUGGCCGAAUAGGAACAGCUCCAGUCUACAGCUCCCAGCAUGAGCGACACAGAAGACGGGUGAUUUCUGCACUUCCAACUGAGGUACUGGGUUCGUUUCUCUGGGGAGUGUCGGAAAGUGGGUGCAGGACAGUGGGUGCACUGCAGCAAGCCUGAGCCAAAGUAGGGGGAGGCAUUGCGUCACCCGGGAAGUGCAAGGGGUCAGGGAAUUCCCUUUCCUAGUCACAGAAAGAGGUGACAGAUGGCACCUGGAAAAUCGGGUCACUCCCACCCUAAUACUGCGCUUUUCCAAUGGUCUUAGCAAACGGCACACCAGGAGAUUAUAUCCCACGCAUGGCUCGGAGGGUCCUACGCCCACUGAGCCUCGCUCAUUGCUAGCACAGCAGUCUGAGGUCAAACUGCAAGGUGGCAGCAAGGCUGGAGGAGGGGCACCCGCCAUUGUGGAGGCUUGGGUAAGUAAACAAAGUGUCCAGGAAGCUCAGUUUGAGCCCACCGCAGCUCAAGGAGGGCUGCCUGCCUCUGUAGACUCCACCUCUGGGGGCGGGGCACAGCAAAACAAAAGGCAGCAGAAUCCUCUGCAGACUUAAAUGUCCCUGUCUGACAGCUUUGAAGAGAGUAGUGGUUCUCCCAGCACGCAGCUGGAGAUCGGAGAACGGACAGACUGCCUCCUCAAGUGGGUCCCUGACCCCUGAGUAGCCUAACUGGGAGGCACCCCCCAGUAGGGGCAGACUGACAGCUCACACGGCCGGGUACUCCUCUGAGACAAAACUUCCAGAGGAACGAUCAGGCAGCAACAUCUGUUGUUCACCAAUAUCCUCUGUUCUGCAGCCUCCGCUGCUGAUACCCAGGCAAACAGGGUCUGGAGUGGACCUCCAGCAAACUCCAACAGACCUGCGGCUGAGGGUCCUGACUGUUAGAAGGAAAAUUAACAAACAGAAAGGACAUCCACACCAAAACCUCAUCUGUACGUCACCAUCAUCAAAGACUAAAGGUAGAUAAAACCACAACAAUGGGGAAAAAACAGAGCAGAAAAACCGGAAACUCUAAAAAUCAGAGCGCCUCUCCUCCUCCAAAGGAACGCAGCUCCUCACCAGCAACAGAACAUAGCUGGACGGAGAAUGACUUUGACGAGUUGAGAGAGGAAGGCUUCAGACAAUCAAACUACUCCGAGCUAAAGGAGGAAGUCCAAACCCAUGGCAAAGAAGUUAAAAACCUUGAAAAAAAUUCAACAACGCUUCAUGCUAAAAACUCUCAACAAAUUAGGUAUUGAUGGGAUGUAUCUCAAAAUAAUAAGAGCUAUCUAUGACAAACCCACAGCCAGUAUCAUACUGAAUUGGCAAAAACUGGAAGCAUUCCCUGUGAAAACUGGCACAAGACAGGGAUGCCCUCUCUCACCACUCCUAUUCAAUAUAGUGUUGGAAGUUCUGGCCAGGGCAAUCAGGCAGGAGAAAGAAAUAAAGGGUAUUCAAUUAGGAAAAGAGGAAGUCAAAUUGUCCCUGUUUGCAGAUGACAUGAUUGUAUCUAGAAAACCCCAUUGUCUCAGCCCAAAAUCUCCUUAAGCUGAUAGGCAACUUCAGCAAACUCUCAGGAUACAAAAUCAAUAUGCAAAAAUCACAAGCAUUCUUAUACAGCAAUAACAGACAAACGGAGAGCCAAAUAAUAAGUGAACUCCCAUUCACAAUUGCUUCAAAGAGAAUAAAAUACCUAGGAAUCCAACUUACAAGGGAUGUGAAGGACCUCUUCAAGGAGAACUACAAACCACUGCUCAAUGAAAUAAAAGAGGAUACAAACAAAUGGAAGAACAUUCCAUGCUCAUAGGUAGGAAGAAUCAAUAUCGUGAAAAUGGCCAUACUGCCCAAGGUAAUUUAUAGUUUCAAUGCCAUCCCCUUCAAGCUACCAAUGACUUUCUUCACAGAAUUGGAAAAACCUACUUUAAAGUUCAUAUGGAACCAAAAAAGAGCCCGCAUUGCCAAGUCAAUCCUAAGCCAAAAGAACAAAGCUGGAGGCAUCACGCUACCUGACUUCAAACUAUACUACAAGGCUACAGUAACCAAAACAGCAUGGUACUGAUACCAAAACAGAGAUAUAGACCAAUGGAAAAGAACAGAGCCCUCAGAAAUAAUGCCACAUAUCUACAACCAUCUGAUCUUUGACAAACCUGACAAAAACAAGAAAUGGGGAAGCGAUUCCCUAUUUAAUAAAUGGUGCUGGGAAAACUGGCUAGCCAUAUGUAGAAAGCUGAAACUGGAUCCCUUCCUUACACCUUAUACAAAAAUCAAUUCAAGAUGAAUUAAAGACUUAAAUGUUAGACCUAAAACCAUAAAAACCCUAGAAGAAAACCUAGGCAAUACCAUUCAGGACAUAGGCAUGGGCAAGGACUUCAUGUCUAAAACACC